This is a messenger RNA of Manihot esculenta (cassava), 526 nucleotides long. RefSeq lists its product as uncharacterized. The coding region runs from base 75 to 326 and encodes 83 amino acids. The transcript has 3 exons. Lineage: Eukaryota; Viridiplantae; Streptophyta; Magnoliopsida; Malpighiales; Euphorbiaceae. The record is from RefSeq and is a predicted model, not a curated record.
CAAUAAAAACCCUAGCUUCCCUUCCAUUCCUCCUCCUCCUCUCUUUGUAAGGGCUCAUACUCCCAUACUCUCCCAUGGCGCUUAAUCACAUUUUUAGGAUCAAAACCCUUGUUUUAUUUUCUCUCUUAAUACUAUUCCUCAUCCUCUUUUCUUCAGGCUUCAGAGAAGGCUGGAGCCCAAAUCACUUGCUUCACAAGGAUGGGAUCCAGAUGACUGGCAGCAGCAGCAGCAGCAGCAGGAGGAAGCUUCUGAUGGAUUUGCAGGAUUAUGAUACUGGACCUAACCCGAGGCAUGACCCCAGAAGAAAAUAUGGAGGCAAGCCUUAACUAUAAUAUAUAUAUAUAUAUAUAUAUAUAGAGAGAGAGAGAGAGAGAGGCAGGCCAUUUGUGAGGGUGGCUCUACUGUACUGUUAUUUCUAUAAAUCUAUAAGGUAUUCAUGAAAGGAUACCUGAUUUUGUAUUGUACGUGUGCAUGCUCAUGCUGCUCUACGUAAUAUCAAUCAAGAAUAAAACAUGCUUUUAUUAAA